GUUUGUUUAUUGAAACAGUCCUGGGAUAGCUAGUCGUAGAUUGAAUAUCAACACACAGAACUCAGGAGUCACCGUGAGAGAUAUUCUGUUGGACAAUAAACUGUGCAUAUGAACACUGUCUGUUAAUGUUUGUUUAAUAUAAAUGGAAAUUUAGAUAAGAUGCGAUCUAAAAAAUGGCCGCAAGGAAACCAGUGUCUGUGUAAUAUAUCUGUGUUGAAAUACCACGAAAUUCUGUAGAAAUGGAUUUAUUAGUGUCAUUUGGACUGAAUCUAGAAAGUAUGUUUUAAAAUUCUCGUAUGGCUUCAGUCAUUUAGAUCAACCAUUGACUUAUUUGUGAGCCAUAGGUGCAUAUUAAAGUCAAACAUUUAGUGUGUUAUUGAAGUUUCGAGAUGGUAUCGAAGCUAAUCUAGUACUUGGCAGCCUUAAGAUUCUGAAACGGAAGUACAAACUGCAGACGAUUUCUUCUCCUAGGAUUAUAAUGUAAACAAAGACUCUCAGAUUUAUGUGGAAUAUUAGAGAAUGUGGAGUGUUCUUGGGGUUCUGUUCUGCAAGGUCACGAGAAAACUGUGCCUAAAACAAUGUUAACUGACACAUGUCAAUGUUGUCGUGGUCAACAAGGUCAAGAGCAACCACCAACACAUCUUAUUCAGUGAUAGUGACCAUUAAAAAUAUCGUAUUUCCAACUGCAGGAAACUAUCAAUCAAAAGGCAAACGUUCAACAUGCGAGCUACAAGGAAACUGACUCUACACAAAGUUCUACUUGUAACCAGCACUCUCUACUUAUACCUCAACACAGUUCAUGCAGGAUUGUUUUGUCCGUCAUAUGUGGGUAACUACGACUACCACUUUGUCCUGGAGAUCUAUGACGUCCCCCCGGAAUGUCUUGAAAACAAUAACAUUAUCUACUCUCUGGAUUCAGCUGGGGUCAUAAAGUGUUCUAAUAACACAGAAUGUAAAACCUCGACAGAUGUGGCCGACAGUUACGAAGUUUGGUUCAAAAAACUUGGCCGUCCAAAUGGCUUACAAUAUAACUUGACCUACCCGAGCACUGCUAACGUCACACUCCCCCUGGGCACGUACCAAACUGUCUGGACUUGUGGCCGACACCAAUAUAACCACAGCUGUACCGUCAGGACAGGAGUGGAAGAAGACGAAUGUGACUUUUGUCUGCAUAAUACUUAUUGUGAAGAUCUCCCUGUAGGCUACCAAUGUCUAUGUGAAGACGGUUACAGUGGAAUAAACUGUUCUCAAGGUGACCAGAGACUGUACUGUAACUAUACGGAUAUUUUUUACUCCACCUACGCACACGCCUGCAGUGAUCCAAAAGCUCUAGACUGCUAUGUCGCUGGCCAAACUUUGAGCCAGCCUCUGCAGUUUAAUCUCGACAAGGUUCAGUUUAAUGUCUCCUUCCUCAUGACCAACCAGUCGGCCAAUAUAAGUAUCUGCGUCCCAGAAAGUGCAGUUAUAGGAAACUAUACGUUUAUCGGAACCAUCGAAGCAGAGACUAGAGAGAAAUUCGACCUGACGUUUGAUGUCUACCUAAUGUCCGUGUUUCUAAAUGUCCCUGAGUCCGGAUAUUAUUUGUUUAAUGUCUCGGAAGACGUAAGUGUCAAUGACAAAGUUGUGAACGUGUCUAAGACUCCAUGCUCUGACUGCAUCCAAAUAGUGGACAAUAAAAAGACAGAAAAUAUUCAUUUUUUUGAUACUGUAUGGGAUGAUGCCAUUACAUUGGACAAAAACACCUUUAUCGUCACGAGGCCACUUAAGGCACCCAAUGUUGUCAUGAAAAAACUCAAGGCAGCCGUAGGACAAUUAGAUUACGGGUCUAUUAAUGUGACCUUUCAAGUGACGGAUGUCGACGAGCCACCAUCAUGUAACGAAACAGAAAUAGACAUAGAGAUCUCGUUGCCAGGGGACAGCGUCGACACACUAGACGUCCAUCUCAAUUGCUCAGAUCCUGACGUAGAGGCCAAGUUCAAGGUCAUCAACUACUCCGUUGACCCAAACUAUGAAAGUUUUUUCAGUGUCAAUGAGGAUGGGAUACUACGUGUGACCAGCUCGUUAGCCUACUUGGCACCUGGACUCCACCAUUUUAACAUAACCCUCAACAAAGAUUACAAAGACGAUCGAUUUCGUACAAUUCUUCAGAUUUCUCUGACUAUUAGAGACCCAACACAAGAAAGUGGAGACACCACAGUACCAACAGAGCAGGAGGACACAACUGAAACCACUGAGCCUAUGUCUACUACAACAACAGUCUCUGACACGCUUAGGAAUACUACACUUUUUUACUAUCCAACUCCAUCGGCAUCUAGGUACAUAACAACAGCUACCUCAGCAAACUCAACUUCAUUUGUCACCUCAAACCUUUUCAGCACAGCUUCAACACCUUCUACACCCACAUUUGGCUCCUUGAGCACAGUCACAUCGAUUGGACAUAAUAGCACAUUUGCAUCUAGUGGCUACUUAAGCACAAUAACAUCUAGUCGCUAUGUUAGCACAUUAACAUCUAGUGACUACGUUGGCACAUUAGAAUCUACUGACUACGUUGCUACUUUAGCAUCUAGUUUCUACGUAAGCGCGCUAACAUCUAGUAAUCCAUUAACAUCUAGUGAUCCCGUUACCAAAUUAACAUCUAGUGGCUAUGUUAGCACAUUAACAUCUAGUGGCUACAUUAGCACAUUAACAUCCAGUGACUACGUUAGCACACCAGAUUCAACUAAUCAUGCUAGCGUAACAAACACGAAUACUGUUUUGAACACUUCAGUCACAACAUCUGGUACAACGCCAACUGUUUCUUUGGGAUUUACAUCACAAAGUGAAAUGAUCACUUUCCCUGUUUCUUUAAGCACAGCAGCAGAUUCUUUGAUUACACAUUCACCAGUUGAUCCAUUUUAUAUAACAACAAAAAGUGAAGAUUCUAUAAUGACAAAUACAUUGAGUAAUCCAGUGUAUACAUCAAAAGCAAGUGAAGAUUCUAUAACGACAAAUUCACCAAGUGAUAUAGUGUAUUCAUCAGAUUCUAUAAUGACAAAUGCACCUAGUGAUCCAGUGUAUUCAUCAGAUUCUAUAAUGACAAAUGCACCUAGUGAUCCAGUGUAUUCAUCAGAUUCUAUAAUGACAAAUGCACCUAGUGAUCCAGUGUAUUCAUCAAACUCUAAAAUGACAAAUGCACCUACUGAUCCAGUGUAUUUAUCAGACUCUAUAAUGACCAAUGCACCUAGUGAUCUAGUGUAUUCAUCAAACUCUAAAAUGACAAAUGCACCUACUGAUCCAGUGUAUUUAUCAGACUCUAUAAUGACCAAUGCACCUAGUGAUCCAGUGUAUUCAUCAAACUCUAAAAUGACAAAUGCACCUACUGAUCUAGUGUAUUUAUCAGACUCUAUAAUGACCAAUGCACCUACUGAUCCAGUGUAUUCAUCAGAUUCUAUAAUGACAAAUGCACCUAGUGAUCCAGUGUAUUCAUCAAACUCUAAAAUGACAAAUGCACCUACUGAUCCAGUGUAUUUAUCAGACUCUAUAAUGACCAAUGCACCUAGUGAUCUAGUGUAUUCAUCAAACUCUAAAAUGACAAAUGCACCUACUGAUCCAGUGUAUUUAUCAGACUCUAUAAUGACCAAUGCACCUAGUGAUCCAGUGUAUUCAUCAAACUCUAAAAUGACAAAUGCACCUACUGAUCUAGUGUAUUUAUCAGACUCUAUAAUGACCAAUGCACCUACUGAUCCAGUGUAUUUAUCAGACUCUAUAAUGACAAAUGCACCUAGUGAUCCAGUGUAUUCAUCAAACUUUAAAAUGACAAAUGCACCUACUGAUCCAGUGUAUUUAUCAGACUCUAUAAUGACAAAUGCACCUAGUGAUCCAGUGUAUUCAUCAAACUCUAAAAUGACAAAUGCACCAAGUGAUCCAGUGUAUUCAUCAGAUUCUAUAAUGACAAAUGCACCUAGUGAUCCAGUGUAUUCAUCAGAUUCUAUAAUGACAAAUGCACCUAGUGAUCCAGUGUAUUCAUCAGAUUCUAUAAUGACCAAUGCACCAAGUGAUCCAGUGUAUUCAUCAGAUUCUAUAAUGACAAAUGCACCUAGUGAUCCAGUGUAUUCAUCAACAAAACUUGCAGAUUCUAUCAGAAAAACUUCUUCAACCAUUUCUUUGAGCACACUAGUAGCAAGUGAAGCCUUCAGCUCACUGUCAUCUACUAACAUUUUAAGCCAUACAUUAACAAUCACUUUCUCCAGCACGUCUAAAUCCAUUGAUAUGUUGAGCACAUCAGCCACGUCAUUUCAACUUACAACAGCUAAUUUUUUAAGCACAACCGAAUCAACAUAUUUUUUUAGUUGGUCAACUCAGAGCACACCAACCUUGACACCAGAAGUGUCCCAGAUUUCAGAGUCUCCUCUCAUCACCCCUACAGCUACGGUGUCACUGAAUUCAGUGUAUACAACGAGUUCUGAUUCACAGAUGCCUUCAACUUUAGUAGUCGACCCUACCAGCACACCGGUAGUGACCAGUACAUUGCCACCAGAAAAUUGUAUUCCAGAAACUGUUGUCCUGACCCAGACUCUAGCUCAAAAGAAUAAGACCAUUUACAACAUUAGUUGUAGUCAGUCUGGAGUAGUCGGUUUGGAGCUACUUAGCAGUGGAGAGGCAGGUGAUGCUGUGCAAUUGAUUGGAACAUCAAUUUUCUUAUCUAAAGAACUCCCCAACACCCUGGCCAAUUUUACCAUCAUAGUUGCAGUCAAGUUCGUUGGACGCUCUGACAAUUAUUCAACAACAUUUCUGCUAGCCUGCCCAGAAACCAGGGAACCUGAUGGAGUCAUAUUUUCACAAGCAUGGCCAGAAACAUUGCAUACUGAAGCUUGCCCUACAGGCUAUUCAGGUACUAUUUCAAGAUGGUGUACCAAAGAUGCCACAUGGGAGCCCUAUAACAUUACAAGUUGUACACGAGGUGUAGAUAAAGCUCUUAAUAUGCUGGACCAACUCAAUUCUAGUUCUCUUAACAUGUCUCUGGUCAAAGAAAUUAUCAAACUGGCUGAUCCUCAAAAACCUGUCAAUAAUUCAGAGGACUUCAAGAAUCUCUUGACAAUUCUAAAUAGACUGAGCAUUACUUUCAAAGACUCAGAUGCUCCUUUAGACUUUGACUCUUUCCAGCAAAUAGCAAACAUUACAGAUCAGCUUGUGUCAGGAGAUGAUAAUGUAUGGCUGAAUGAACGGAGUGGUCAAGAUCAGGCAGCACAGCUCAUGGAGUCUUUUGAGAGAAUGGCUACUGCAUCCCUCAAAUCUUUGAACAAAACAGGAGAAAUUACACUCACAACAAGUAAAUUAGGAAUUACUCUGAAUGUGUUGGCAAAGAAUAUCACAUAUGAUAGCACUCAAAGCCAAGGAUGGGUGAAUGAAGCUAAAAAUAAAAUCUCUUAUGAUCCUUUAGAUGCAGGCUCACUGAAUUACUCCAUAAUACUGUACAGAAAUCUUGCAGAUCAUGUUAGGUUGAACCAGUCUCUACAGGAAAAGUUUGAAGAGUCCAAAGGUCUAGUGAAUAAGACUUUCAAUUCCUAUAUUAUCAGCAUAUCAGUCAGUCAGGGACAGAUCAGUAAACCUAUUAGCAUCACCUUCAGUUUAGUACAAAAUAAUUAUUCAAAACCUGCGUGUGGAUUUCUCAACACUUCAAACAGCCUUGAAAGUUUCUGGUCAACAUCUGGAUGUACAGUUACAGCCUUCUCUGAAAGUCAGGUGACUUGUACUUGUAACCAUCUCACCAAUUUUGCUGUUCUCAUGAGUCCGUUUGGCAAUCUUAUAGAUACUGAGGCACUGUCUUACAUUUCAAUAAUAGGAUGCAGUAUCUCUUUGUUCUGUUUAACAUUGACUGUCAUAAUCUACAUAGUGCUGUGGAAGUACCUAAAAAAUGACCGUUCAGUCCUGCACCUUAACCUGAGUGUUUGUCUGAUGAUUGGUUACAUAGUCUUUCUGGCAGGUGUUAGGAGUACAGAGAACAGGGUUGGUUGUAUUGUGGUGGCUGCUCUGUUACACUACUUCUUUUUGGCUGUCUUCUUCAUGAUGCUUGCAGAGGGAGUGGAGAUAAUUAAGUCUGUGUCCUUUGUGUUUACAUCCAGGUCUAUCAUUGGCUACCUCCUUUUAGGAGCAUACGGUAUACCACUGAUAAUAGUUGGUGUCUCUCUGGCAGUUACUCAAACAGAGGGUUAUGGUAAUGACAAAUAUUGUUGGCUGUCAACAUCCUCUGGAUUGAUUUGGGCUUUUGUUGGUCCUGUACUGCUAAUAUUUCUUGCCAAUUUGAUUAUCUUGAUAAUAGUACUAAGAACAAUGCAGACCUCAAGGAUAAUUAAAGACAAAUCUGUACCAGACAGAGUCAAGUCAGCCAUCAGAUCAAUUUGUAUACUUUCCCCCAUUUUGGGAUUGGCUUGGAUCUUUGGUGUUCUAUCUGUUAAUGAAGCAUCACAAGUCUUCACUUAUUUGUUUGCAAUUUUUAACUCAUUACAGGGCCUUUUUAUAUUUAUCUUCCAGUGUCUUCUUCAACAUCAGGUGAAGGAUGCAAUGAAGGAAAAGAGACGUAAAUAUAAAGUACAGAACUCUGUGGAUUCAGGACAGAAACUUGUCUCUUCUAACAGUUCUGUCAGAGGCACACAGUCACAGAGUAACACUACUACAAAGAGUACAAGUGAAGGUGUGUUUGACUACCCUUUGUUUCCAAAUGCUGUAUAUAAAGAUGCUAAAAAUGAAAGCAACACUGUUUAUAAAGAUGCUAAAAAUGGAAACAAGAAUGAAGUUACCAGAGGCCAAGAUGCUACUGAAGCUGCCAACAUGGCAAUAAAGGAAGAUAAUUAUAUGAAUUAUGACCUAGCAUAUGCUGGGACUCCUUAUAAAAACUCUGAUCCCAUGGUGUUUCCAAACUAUGGGUUUUCAUUUAGUGAGAUGGACUUAGAUGAUUUCAAAAGCAAUAACCAAAUUGUAGAAAUAGAUGGCAACUCUAUUAGAUCAAAAGAAAGUUGGCAAGCUCGUUCAAGAAGAAGAAAACAAGGUCUUGAUGAAAAUGCAGAAAUUGAGAAAGAAAGAUUAAAGCAUGUUUAUGGAGAUGUGCAAGCAGUUAGGCGACUUCCACAGAAUUCUGUGCCAGAAAACAGCCAACUUAGAGCUAAAGAAAGAUGGAAGCAGCUACAACUUCUUGCCAAGUCCACUCAAAAGUCUAAAGACAGAGACUCCAUCCCUGAGACAAAAGAGGACAUCUUUAUGGCACCGCAACUGGGUGCCUUGGUGGACAGUUACAAACACAAUAACCCAAAGAAAUCACGGCCACAACUUCCUCCACUUGUAAUACCCAGACCAAAUGCUGGCCACAGCCUCUCCCCAGGAUACCAUUCUCACAUUUAAGCAUUUGAUCAAGGAUAUUAAUAUACUAUUUCAUUAUAAUUUAGACAGCGACUUGAAGCUUUUAUCUUAUCACAAAACUAUUUUUUAAGAUUUCAUGUUUAUCUCUUAGCAAAGUUACAGUAUUUUAAACAGUAAGAACAAUUUGUAUAAAUGUAUGCUCUUAUCUAAGAACAAUGUAUGCUCCCUUCCACAUGCUUACAAUAUUGCAUUGUAUUUUAAUUUAUUGUUAUUACAAUAUUUGUAAUUUGUUAUUUUCCUUGUCAUAUAAUUUAUUGUUCUUACAGUCAUACAGACAAAUUUGUUUCAAUAAUGUGCCAAUAAAAUGUUUGUUAUAAAUGUAUAUAUUCAUAUCAUUAUUGCAUUAUUUUAAAACAUUGUUAAUAUUGUGGGCUUGUUUAUUAUAAUAUAGUGUUCAAAAUGUGAUUAUGUGUAAUGUGUUUUAUUAUUAUAUGCUACUUUUAUUAAAUAAAUAAUUAACAACAAAAUUUUAAAUUUCUAUUAAGAUUUACCUUUUUUUGAUAUAACAUGUUAGAAUUAUUUGUUAAUUAUAACUUUCAGAAUUAUCUACUAAUUUCUGUGCAUGAGUAAUUCCCCUAAUUGAGUGCAUAACAAGCAAACUAUUUUUUGUCCUCUUUUAUUUCAACCACAACUUUAAUGCCUCUUUUUUUUAAAUCUGGUCUUCCAGAUCUAUCACCUGGGCCCCCUCUUGUACAGCUGCUUCAUAGUGCCAUUGUUUUGUGAACUAUUUAAGAUUUUACCAGCUGUUCAAAUAAACUCUUUUAUUUUCAUGUUUCACUUUUAGUUACAAAUAUAUUUGUAACCGAGACGUUGGUUUAAUCAUUUUAAUCUGAAUAUUAUAUACAUGCCUUUCACAUGAUAUUAUUAGUUUUUAUUUACAUUGUUGUUAUGUUAAAUUGUUUCAUGCAAUAAACGAUCUGUUUAAUAA
Molecule: messenger RNA, 8320 nt
Organism: Biomphalaria glabrata
Lineage: Eukaryota; Metazoa; Mollusca; Gastropoda; Planorbidae
Product: adhesion G-protein coupled receptor G6-like
Exons: 38
Coding region: 721-7374 (2217 amino acids)
Biological process (GO): negative regulation of angiogenesis; cell surface receptor signaling pathway; adenylate cyclase-activating G protein-coupled receptor signaling pathway
Cellular component (GO): membrane
Molecular function (GO): calcium ion binding; G protein-coupled receptor activity
Source: RefSeq, a predicted model, not a curated record